Vicugna pacos (alpaca) is the source of this 3318-nucleotide messenger RNA. It is a transcript of the gene DIPK2B, whose product is annotated as divergent protein kinase domain 2B. Lineage: Eukaryota; Metazoa; Chordata; Mammalia; Artiodactyla; Camelidae. The record is from RefSeq and is a predicted model, not a curated record.
CUCCCCAGCCUCGGUAGCCCCGAGCUCCUCAGCAUCCUCCAACAGAAACCCGGGAAGCUGGGAUGGGGUCAACGCCCUGAAGCCAGCCCUCUCUCUUUUGCCAAGACCUGCCUCUGUGCAGCCCUAAGUGGGCAGCCGAGGGCUGCAGCUGGAGUCCUGAGCCGGUGAUGGAGCCCUGGCUGGGGCCUGAGGCUGCCGGCCUCCGCCUGGGCUGGCCGGCCCUGCUGUUGUGGGUCUCCAGCCUGAGCUAUUCUGCCUCCUCGCCGGCUUCUCUCGCUCCUUCUCUGGUGCCCCGAGUCCGAAUCAGCUACAAUUUUGGAAGGACUUUCCUCGGUCUUGAUAAAUGUAAUGCCUGCAUCGGGACAUCUAUUUGCAAGAAGUUCUUUAAAGAAGAAAUAAGGUUUGAUGAGCGGCUGGACUCCCACCUCGGAUUGCGUCCGGAUGACUUGCCGUCUUACCCUGCCAACUACUCCGAUGAUUCCAAAACCUGGCGCCCUGUGGAGGUCUCGAGGCUGGUCAGCAAACACCAAAACGAGAUCUCGGACCAGAGGAUCUGUGACUCCGCAGCUGCCCCCAAGACCUGCAGCAUCGAGCGCGUCCUGCGGAAAACAGGGAGGUUCCAGAAAUGGCUGCAGGCCAAGCGCCUCACACCGGACCUGGUGCAGGGUCUGCCCAGCCCUUUCUUGCGCUGCCCAUCGCAGCGACUCCUGGACCGUGUGGUCCGGCGCUAUGCCGAGGUGGCCGACGCCGGCAGCAUCUUUAUGGACCACUUCACAGACCGCGACAAGCUGCGUCUGCUCUACACGCUCUCUGUCAACGCGCAUCCCAUCCUCCUGCAGAUCUUCCCAGGCGCUGAGGGAUGGCCGCUGCCCAAGUACGUGGGCUCCUGUGGCCGGUUACUGGUCAGCACCAGCACCAGUCCGCUGCAGGAAUUCUAUGGUGCGCCCCCAGACCAGGCGGCCGACCUGGCUUACCAGCUCCUGGGUGUCCUGGAGUCUCUGAGGAGCAACGAUUUGAACUACUUCUUCUACUUCACCCGCGUUGAUGCGGCCAUGUUUGGUAUCUUCAACAACGGACAUCUGUUCAUCCGGGAUGCCAGUGCACUGGGCGUCAUCGACAGGCAGGAAGGCAGCCAAGCAGCCACCAGGGCAGAAGAGAAUAAAGACAUCUUCAGCUGCCUGGUCUCCGGCUGCCAGGUGGAGCUGCCCUCCUGCGACACCGUCCCUGAGAAGCAGAGCCUGGUGCUGGUGUGCGGGCAGGUGCUGCCUCGGCUUCUCCAGGCCAAGUUCCCGUCCCCGGUGCAGGAGGAGAUCGACGCUGCGCUUGCUCGGUGUGGGGAGGGCGCCCGCCCUGACUCGGAGGUCCUCGGGGCUGCCAGGCAGCUGAAGGACGUCCUGAGGCCCCUGAGAACCUGUGACCCCAGAUUCGCCUACCGCUACCCAGACUGCAAGUAUGAUGACAAGUUCUGAGGGGCUGGAGCCCUGCUGGCCUCUGGGGACCACGUCCUUGGCCUUCCAUCACCCGGUCGACUGGCUGGACUGCAAGGAUGAAAGCCGUAGCAGCCGCUUAGACAUCGGCAGACAUGCGCAUCCGUUUCCCAGGGGCGGAAGAACAGGCCAAUGACUGGGGAGGGCGGCUGCAUGACACGGGGUGGCGUGAUCACCCCCACAGGCCAGGACAUCAUGGAAGAACCCAGGGGUGGGCAUCAGAAGGCCCCGGGGGUGCAUCCUCACUCGGCCUCUUUGAGCCCCAGUUUUCUCUCUUCUCCACCAGACUCUGGAGUUAGUGAAAGAAGACAGAGGUAUGAAGGGCCAGGGACAUGUGCUCCCUCCCCCCAGCCCACGUGGUUGCAAAGAAUGUUCCAGAAGCAUGCACAUGCAGGGCAAAGGAGACAGAGCCAUAAAGGUCAAAAGGCUGGCAUGGAGGGAGGACGAUGGGAAGGUGAGGCCCCAGGCCGGCAGCACCUCAGACCUGGACAAGAGGAGCCCCCUCCCUGCUCCCUGUGCCCCCGGGCUCAGCCCUUCUGUCACGCUCCCCACACUGCCACGGGGUGAGGAGACUGCGGGCCAAGGGGACGUGUGGACAGGACCACACCCUGGGUGCCCGGGACCCUAGAGAGGCACUUCGUGGUGUGAGAAGGAGCCAGGGGUGAGAAGAGAAGAGGGGUGGGCUGGGUGGGCUGGGGGUCCCAUGUGCCUGUCCAGGUCCUCUGAGAACCAGCUGUCAAGCCCGGACUGAUGGCAUUAAGGAAGAUGCCUGUUUGGAAGGGAAGGAGGAGGGAGCCAGAGCCAACUGGGCCCGCCAUCAAGCCACGCUGCAGGCAAUCGAAGGAAGGCUCGGCAAGGCUGUCAGGGGUCCUCAGGGCAAAGCCAGCCAUCAGAGUGGCCACCCAGGAAGGGAUGGCCCUUCUAUCCCUGCUGCAGGGAACUGCGUGGCCUCAGCCCAACCGCAAGGACAGAUUUCAAACCUCAGCACAGGAUGCUCAGCCAGUUCUGCUCCCCAGAGUCUGAGGUCUAUGAGUAGGACAUUGUGAUCGCAGCCACAGCCAGGGACCAGGGCCAGCUCUCUCCCCACCACAGCCUCCAGUGUAGGACACUACGAGUCUGAGAAUAUUCGUUCAAACUUGGCCUUACAGGUCGUUCUAAAAAUGUGUUUUCCAGGUCAGCCAACAAAACAUCUUUUAUGCAAUACGUGGUGUGUGGGUCCUCCAUGUAUACCCUUGCCCGGGCCCCUCAAACACUAGUGGGGGUUCCUGGGACCUUUGCCCGGCCUCCCUGUCCGUCCUCUACCCGCUGGGACCUGUCAGUUGGCCUCCUUUUUUCUACCUCUGAAUCAUCAGUUUUAAGGUCCGGAUGUCUGGCUUCAUAAGCCUCAUGCUGCAGACGGGGAAACUGAGGCCCAUGGAGAAAGAAUGACUUGCUGAGAUAGUUUCAGAACUCCUGCUGCCAGUCCAGGCUCCUCUUGCCUCCCCCUUCAGCCUUUGUCCUGUCCAAUCCUGGUCCCUUCGGUCACAUUUAAAAACGAGCAAAGAAUAGUCUAAUUUUGUGGUGCGCUACGUUGCCUUUGGGGCUUCCCUUCGGAUUGCUACAGGCCAACUACUUCCGGGGCAACUGUGAAAGUGAGGAUGACAGGCCAAGCUUCCGGAAGGGCAGGCUUGGGCUGUCUCAGUGUCUCUGAGACAGUUGCCUACCGGUGUGGUCUGGAGACAAGGAUUGAUCACCCUUUCCAACACCUUGCUUUUAGUCCAGUGAAACUGAUCUUAGACUUCUGGCCUUCAGAACUCUGGGAAAAUAAAUUCCUCUUGUUUGAAGCCUCUCA